Messenger RNA from Auanema sp. JU1783, 2307 nucleotides. The record is from the annotation of a GenBank genome assembly. Lineage: Eukaryota; Metazoa; Nematoda; Chromadorea; Rhabditida; Rhabditidae.
AUGAUGUUCAAACUUCUGCUUUUUCUUUUCUUCCAUCCAAUCCUAUCUGUCAAGAUCAUUGAUAAUGGAUUAGCUCCACCAGAGAUAGUUCAUUCACCCGUAGCUCUCAAGCCUAGAUGUGUGAUAAAAGCUCCCCCUCUGGAUCUUAUUUUUAUUUUGGACAGUUCUGGUUCGCUUCGAGAUAAGUUCCAGGAUGAAAUCGAUAUUAUUCGUCGCAUAGUUAACCAUGUAACGAUUGGUGACACUGCAACACGAGUGAUGCUUGUCCAAUUCAGUGGAACUCAACAUCUAGAAUUCGAUUUCCACAAGUUCACUUCGCGUGAAGAAAUCCUUGAAGCUCUGAAAGUUCUCAGACACGUGUCUGGAAUUACAAGAAUAGGGGGAGCCUUUGAGUUCACUCUGGAAAAAAUGAUCAAUUCCAACACGGGAGUACGUGAUGCCAGUGUUCCAAAAAUCCUUUAUCUACUUUCUGACGGAAGAACACAUGAUUUUCCAAAAGAUUGGGAACAAGCGGAACUUGUACGAAGAAAAAUACCAAAUAUUGAUAUCUGGGCAUAUGGAACUGGAGAAUAUGUGGCCAUGACAGCUUUGUUGAACUACACUCAAGAUGUAAGUAAAAUUGUAACUAACAAAAACCUUCAUCAAUUGGAACCUCAAUUCAAUCGAUUCCACGGAACAGAAAUAUGUGAAAAGAUUCCGACUUGUAUAAAAGGCUCGGACAAGCCUCUUGAUAUGGUUUUAUUGGUUGAUGCUUCCGAGUCCUUAGACCAUCUUUUCCGAGAUCAAAUAAAAUUCGCUAUUGAGCGCGUGGUUGCCAACAUUAACGUUCAUCCAGAUGCAGUAAGAUUGGCUCUCAUUACAUAUUCUGGCAAUUUCUUCAAUCAUUUCGGUUUUAAUGAUUUCCAUUUCGGUAACAAUUCGGCCGUGGUUGAACAUCUAAAAACACUGAGAUCGAUAAAGGGUACAACAAGCACGCACAUAGCUCUAAAAGAAGCUAUGAAUCAACUUCUGAACGAAGAUGUGAAUUCCGGGACAAGGAAUGGAGUACCAAAGUUGGUUUUGGUGUUAACAGAUGGUCAUUCCGCUCGAUCCCCAUUAGCACAGGCUACUUUACUUCGCGAGAAAGGAAUAAUAAUUCUGGCCGUUAGUGUUACACCUCGUCCAUUAGUUGAUGAAGCAGAACUUCUCAUGAUAGCUGGUGACCCUAGCCGAGUUUUCACACCCAGAAACCUUCAAGACUUUGAAAAUGAGUUCAUGAAGUAUGUUGGCUUUGGUUGUGAGGGAAUAACGCUGGAUUCAAACGCGAAACCCCAGAUUAGAGGAGCAACAGACGUAACUUGCAAUGCUAACUCUGUAACAUUUACGGUGAGAACACAACGACCAAUGCAAGGUUUGAUGUAUGCUCAACACUACCAUGAUGAUGAGAACUGUGUUUUGAUAACUCGUGGAGAUACUAGAGAAGUGUCAAUUACUCUACGCGAAGGAACCUGUGGAGUCACAAAAACUCCAACUAUAAAUCGAGAUGGCAGCCAAUUUAAUGUGACAAUUAUCUUACAAUUCCAUCCAUUGAUCAUGACGAGGGCUGAUCAGGGAUUGGAUGUUAAUUGCAUUCAUCAUGAAGCCCCCUCUCAUCAAGAGAUUGAUCGAUCGGUUAUUAAACGAGUUUCUGACACAGAAUGUUCAUAUACUUUACACAGAUAUAACCCUCAACAAUGCGUAGCUUUGGAUGCCAAGGUCGGGGAAACAUUAUACCACAAAUGGACUUGCGACACACCUGAUCAAUAUCGCUAUCUUAUCCAUGAUUGUUAUGCAAAAUCUGAGAGUAAUACAGUUCGAAUACUCGAUUCUAAUGGAUGUGAGAUAGAUCAGCACUUCGUUGAGACCCCGAACUAUUCACGCUUUGAAAAACAAGGGAACGAUCUCGUUAGCUAUGUCUUCCAGGAAAUGUCUGUGUUCAAAUUCCCAGGAGAUGAGAACUUAAUUUUCCGUUGCCGUAUUUCACUAUGUGACAUGGAAGAUAAAGCUUCCGGCUGUGCGGAACUAAUUCCCCCCAAAUGUCAAAAAAAUGCGAACAUCUUGAACAAGGAUAGAAUAAGAAGGGAAGCCGGUUUACCUGAAGAAACUUCACAACGUCCUAGAAUAUUCCAUUUGGAUAAACAAACAAUGCAUCGCAACAGAAGACACAAUGUCGUCGAUACAAAGCCUGGGUUUGCUUUAACAGUAGAAGUGGAAACCAGAACCUUGAACAUUCUUCUCGGUGAGAAUGUUAGACCGAAAAAUUCUUUGAAGUACUGUGACAUAUCCUAA